GGGGGAGAGAGAGAGUUGAAUAAGGAAAUAGCAGACACUUCAAACUGGAAUGCUUUUGAUGACACAAGUUAAGACCAAGUUCCAAGUCCAGGGCCACUAGACCCCUGAGACACUGGUGUGGAUCAGACCAUUAUAAAGGAUGGGUUCCAGCUGCAGUGGUCAGAAACGUCAGAAAGAUGACAUCCACCACCCCGGGAAAGGCUCUCAAACCACCAACACCUCCAACCACACUGCACACAAUACGGAACAGGCCUCCGGUAAUGACGAAGACGUUGUCAUUGCUCUGCACGACUUCAAAUCAACCGCGGACAAUGACCUACCAUUCAGAAAGGGAGAGAGGCUUCAGAUCCUCCAGGAGAAUGGGGACUGGUGGCUUGCUAAGUCACUGGCGACGGGAGAGGAGGGGUGCAUUCCAUGUACCUAUGUGGCCAGAGUAGACACCCUAGAAAUGGAAAAAUGGUUCUUCAAGGACCUGAGUCGUAGAGAGACAGAGCGUCUGCUCCUGGCUCCGGGGAAUAAAUCCGGGUCAUUUCUAGUUCGAGAGAGUGAGACCACCAAAGGUGCUCUCUCCCUGUCCAUCAGAGACGUAGGGCCAGAGCAUGGGGAUGUGGUGAAGCACUACAAGAUCCGUUCCCUGGAUAACGGAGGGUUCUACAUCUCUCCGUCCACCUCCUUCUCCUCCCUGCAGGAGCUGGUCAAGUACUAUACCCGUACGUGUGAUGGGUUGUGUCAGCGUCUGAACGCCCCCUGCAAGCCGAAGGCCCCCGUUCAGCCAUGGGCCCAGGACGAGUGGGAGAUCCCCAGAGACACGCUGAAAAUGAUCAGGAAGUUGGGAGCAGGACAGUUUGGAGAAGUCUGGAUGGGUUACUAUAAGGGCAAUCAGAAGGUGGCGGUGAAAACCCUGAAGGAAGGGACCAUGGAGCCUGAGGCCUUCCUCCAGGAGGCCAACCUGAUGAAGCAGCUGCAACACGACAGACUGGUCCGCCUCCACGCUGUCGUCACCAUGGAACCCAUCUACAUCGUCACGGAGUUCAUGAUCAAUGGAAGUCUGUUGGACUUUCUGAAGACAGACAUGGGCAAGAAGUUGAAGCUCACCAAACUGAUAGACAUGUCAGCCCAGAUAGCUGAAGGCAUGGCCUACAUUGAGAGGAAAAACUAUAUCCACAGAGACCUGCGAGCAGCCAACAUUCUGGUCAAUGAGACUCUCCACUGCAAGAUAGCAGACUUUGGCCUGGCCAGGAUCAUAGAAACGGAGUACACAGCAAAAGAAGGUGCUAAGUUUCCCAUUAAGUGGACAGCUCCGGAGGCCAUCAACUUUGGAACGUUCAGUAUAAAGUCAGACGUCUGGUCUUUCGGCAUCCUGCUGACUGAGAUAGUUACCUAUGGAAGAAUUCCCUAUCCAGGUAUGACGAACCCUGAUGUGAUUCGUAACCUGGACAGGUGUUACAGGAUGCCCUGUCCGGAGGGUUGCCCUGAGGAACUAUAUGACCUCAUGAUGACCUGCUGGAAGGAGAGACCAGAGGAACGGCCCACCUUCGAACACCUGCAGGAAACUCUCAAUGACUUCUUCAUCGCCACUGAGGGACAAUAUGAGAUGCAGAUCUGACUGUGAACUCAAAGUCAUCAUUCAAUGCUUCUGUCAAAGCCCCCCCCCCCUCCCAGGACUAAUGUCAACGUUUAAACGUUAUUGUUGUAACGCUCGAGGAACACAUGGAAAUUUCAUCUCUACAUCCUUACAUGUCCAUAGUACGAGAUGCAGCCCUGAUUUGAACCAAGCCAUGAUGUAGUGAGAUUGGCCUGGUUGGACCAUGUUACUCAACACAGAUCUACUCUAGUUGCUGCCUGGAACCAUGCUAAAAAGGACCAUGAAAAUAUCAAAGCCAGGACAGUUUGUUUCGGGUCGGCACCGUAGUGUGAAAAGAGUACAACGACUUUUUCACACCACAGUCCGAGAUUCAGCCCUGAGACUGGUUCAUUAAUAUAAGAGGACGGCAAUGGAAACCUCACAGAGUUUGAAGCAGAAAUAGGCUCCUGCAUCUGACUGCACUUAUUUACGUUGGUCCUUGUCUGUUAAGGACUUGUGGCAUAGAAAGAUAAUGGAUGGAUUUAAACAGACAGACUGAUGAAAACGAGACAAAACGAGAGGUCAAUGGAUUGACCAAGAUGACGAUAUGGGACCGAUAGAGACACAAACUGAUCCUGAGACG
This is a messenger RNA of Oncorhynchus masou masou (cherry salmon), 2207 nucleotides long. It is a transcript of the gene blk, whose product is annotated as BLK proto-oncogene, Src family tyrosine kinase. Gene Ontology annotation, biological process: cell differentiation; protein phosphorylation; innate immune response. NCBI's taxonomy places the organism in Eukaryota, Metazoa, Chordata, Actinopteri, Salmoniformes, Salmonidae. Gene Ontology annotation, cellular component: extrinsic component of cytoplasmic side of plasma membrane. The transcript is spliced from 13 exons. The record is from RefSeq and is a predicted model, not a curated record. The coding region runs from base 140 to 1606 and encodes 488 amino acids. Gene Ontology annotation, molecular function: non-membrane spanning protein tyrosine kinase activity; ATP binding; signaling receptor binding.